UGACUAGUCUGAAGGAGCCGAGUGGAGGAGGCUGCAGCUCUGAGGAGGAGCUUUGUCUUCGAAGGCAGAGCUAGGUCUAUCCAGGCGUAGUUGAAUGGUUGCCAUGGAGAUUAAAGGAUUUCUCAAACAUGCAUGAAAGACUCAAAGUAACACUCCAGGUGUUUUUGAGGAGGGAAUAACAUUAUAACAUGAUGUAGAGCUAAAAAAAAAAAAAAAAGAAGACAACUUUACAUAAACCCCAUAAGUAAAAAGUGAUCACAUUUCACAAAACUGCCAAUUAAACUGACUUUUAAGAAAAAUAUAGAGAAAAGGGUUUAAACUGGUUUAUUAAAACCCCAGAUUAAUCAGGAUUAAUCAGGAUUAAUCUGCCUCAAAACGUGUUUGGCUCGAUGAAGUCAAAGUGACGGAUCCCAGUUUCUCCCGGCCGGACCUGAACAGGGAGGGGGAUCAGGGCAGCCGGGAGGAAUCCCAGCCUACAUCAGCUGCUCUCAUGAUCGCUGGAAUAUUUUUAUUUCACAGCCACAGGCCGAUGUUUGAGGAGGGGGAUCACUUUUCCUGUCAUCGCCUCAGUUUGAUUUAGAUGUCCGCGGAAUGGCGCAGCGCAUCGCUCUGUGCGCCCAGCGGGCUUUGUGCACGCAGCAGAGAAUAGAAAAUCGCCUUUUUUGUGACGUUUAAAACGGAAAGGAGAAGAUCUAAAUCAAUUAUCAGCAUUUUAUCCUUUUUGUGACGAGUGUUCUACCUGGCGGCGCUGUGGAUGUGAUGAGCCAAAAAUGUUUCUGCAGUUUUCCUGGCAGCGCGCCUGUGGCUCGGGUUGUUUGUCUGCUCCAGACUCCAGGGCGCACCGAUCCUCCGUGAACACAGAACAAAUGACUUCUGGGAGUAAAGCGUCUUAAAAAAAAACCCAAAACGAACUUCCUAUUGCUAUCUGAUUAGAAAGAAGAGGGAAAACGACGAAGCGGUCUAAGCUGCGCGCUACGUGGCACAACAAAACGCAGCGAUGCGGUGUCGGAUCUGCGUCCUGAUUUCGCUGCUGCUGCUGGUGGUUCUGGUGCCGGCCUGGCUGGCAGAGACGGCACGGGUUCGGAAGAAAACCACCAGAACCCGGCCUUGUCUGGACCUGCCGGAGGAGAUUCUGGAGCAGAUGUUCGGGCGGCUCUCGGUGGGAGUGAUGAGCGCCUUCCACCACGCUCUGCAGCUGGAGCCCCGGGACAAACUCAACCUCACCUGCCCGACCGCGACACCGAGCCCGGCCGACACCAAGACCCGCCUCCCGGUCAACCUGCGGAGCAUCUCCCCCUGGGCCUACAGGAUCUCGUACGACCCGAACAGAUACCCCCGCUACAUCCCGGAGGCCUACUGCCUGUGUAAGGGCUGCCUGGUCGGGCCGUACGGAGGGCAGAGCCAGCAGUACCGCAGCGCCCCAGUCUUCGCUCCCUCCGUCAUCCUGCGGAGAACGGGCUCCUGUGCUGGCGGACGCCACUCCUACACCGAGAUCUACGUCUCCGUGGCCGUGGGGUGCACCUGCGUGCCGCUGAUUGAGAAGGAGCGAGACAGCCAGAGCAGCAACAAGAGCGUGGAGGGAGGAAAGGCCAAAACCAGACAGAUGUUCUCUACUGGGAAGAAGUCAUAAAGGAGACAGAGGGGGGGGUAUGACCUUUGACACACGGACAGACAGCUUCGGUUAAACAAAAGCUGAAUUUGAACAAUUGGACUCGAAAAUUAUGCACCCAGGAAGACUUUAUUUAUAAAUUCAAGAAACAACUGGACAUAAGUGGUUGAAACAGAUUUUAAUUUGGAGUAAUAAGAGUAGAGGCUGAAAACAUAUCCCAUUAAAAAGAUUUUAAAAAAUA
This is a messenger RNA of Xiphophorus maculatus (southern platyfish), 1850 nucleotides long. RefSeq names its product interleukin 17D (gene il17d). Gene Ontology annotation, biological process: inflammatory response. Gene Ontology annotation, cellular component: extracellular region. The record is from RefSeq and is a predicted model, not a curated record. The transcript is spliced from 2 exons. Bases 998 to 1630 code for a protein of 210 amino acids. Lineage: Eukaryota; Metazoa; Chordata; Actinopteri; Cyprinodontiformes; Poeciliidae. Gene Ontology annotation, molecular function: cytokine activity.